AUGUCUGCGCCACUCCAACAACGGGUUCAUUUCUUGCUGGGCGUGUCGCAGCAUAAGAUCGACGACACAGGAGAUCCGCGACUACCAGACCUUGGUCUCAUCAGGCAGGACGUCGCAAUAACGUCUGCUGUCGUGGAGGCCGUAGACUCGAUGCCCGAGCCACGUGUGCUUGAGCUACAGGAUCCACACACUGGCGACAUUGUGCAGGAGCCGGCUUCACGCUCUCUCGUGCUCAAGACCAAACUCCCUUGGCUAUUCACGUAUAGUUUCCUCAUCCACAUCAGUGACGUGCCGGAGGACAUUCACGAGCAUGUGAUUUGGGCUCUGGAGACGUUCAUCGACGCUCUCAUCGAUUGCACGGACGUGCAACUCGUCGCUUUGUACAGAAAUGAAAUAGAUGCCAUGUAUGCCCAUGCUGGGUCGGCUAGAGUACAAUUUGCUACCCCGGUGGACACCCAUAAGUUCUGCCUACGACAGCAAGCAAAGGCAAAACUCACUCUAUUCCUGCUGAAGCCGGAGGUUGACCGACCGGGGCACGCUGCGCAAUAUUUCAGUGAGAUCAUCGAGUUUCAGAGACAAGCCGUCCCGCCGGGGCAAUUCUUCACCGUACAGCGUGACCUCCUCAUGAUCUACACAGAAGCAUUGACACGAAGCGGCGUGGAUGAUGAUAGUGCACAGUUGCUGCUGGAAGGGCUUGCCGAUUCGCCUGCUUGUGAGGAAAUAGGCUUGCGUGAUCUAAUCGUGGCAAAAGUAUGGUUGUCACGCGUUCUGCGGCGGCGAGGCAAGCUCGGUUCCGCAAAGAAACACGAGAAGUGGCUUGUCAAGUGGUUCCGCAAGAACCCGCAUCGGUUGCCGGCUGCGGACUAUGGCGAGCUCCUGACGCCGAGUGGUGAAGCGGCGAGCCCCAUCCUGGGAGCGCUCGGCGUACCUUCUUGGUUAGCAGAGCGCCAGGAUACUGACAAAACAAUCCACCGCCACAACAAGACAUGCAGACAGUGUCAAGCCGUGGAGCCAAUUGUGAAGCUAUCCGUAUGUGGGAAGUGCAAGAUGUUUUAUUACUGCUCUCGAGAAUGUCAGAGAAAAGACUGGCCGUUACACAAGAAUGCGUGCAAAGACUUUGCUAACCAGAACGAGGAGCUCGAGCUACUCUCCUUACUGGAUGCACCCGCUGCACAGCGACAGAAGGACUGGAACGCUUGCAAACUUGCCGACCGCUUGCAAAAAAUCGUCAAAUGCGCGGUGUUCCGCAUUGCUGACGUCGUGACUGAGAUUGAGCACAUCUUGAAGCUCAGGGCCGGCGAGGGCCGAGAGCUCUGCGAGACGCUGCUGCAUGACUCACACCCAACGGCAAGUGAACUCGUUCUGUUCCUCACAUUUGGAUUUGGUGAUGGUAUCCCUACGAAGCUCAUGCGGGGUGCAAUAGGGAAGUGGCAACUCAAGUACACAUCAUAUAACAAGAGUUGGCGCCAGGCCAUAAACAAGGACAUUCCCCCGACACAGCUAGUACUGCGCGACGAUAUCAAGGACGCAGAGUUGGAUUGAACUGCCGUGAUGGAUUUGUUUGGUAGCAGAACUGCCUACGGGCUUAGUUAUCAUGGCGGAAGCAUUUCCCACCACAUGUCCCUUUAUGACUCUUACGCGGACGCAGAGGCCCCAACGACUCUAUGAGCAACUUCAGUUAUCCGGCCCGCGCCUUUUUUCACUGGCUGUUCGAUCGACGACGCAGGCAUGUAUGGAUUUAGGAAAGUCACACUUAAUGUACCCCGUGCCCCGCU
Fomitopsis serialis is the source of this 1775-nucleotide messenger RNA. RefSeq lists its product as uncharacterized. The transcript is spliced from 13 exons. The record is from RefSeq and is a predicted model, not a curated record. Lineage: Eukaryota; Fungi; Basidiomycota; Agaricomycetes; Polyporales; Fomitopsidaceae. The coding region runs from base 1 to 1542 and encodes 513 amino acids.